UUCUUGAUGAAGUAAUUGAAGAACACAUCCAUGAAAAGAGAAGGGAAUAUGGUGACUAUGAUGCAGAUGGUGGUGGCAAAGACUUUGUGGACUUCCUUCUUCGGAUACAAGAGGAUAAGAGUGCUGAAAUCACCCUUGGGAGAGAACACAUCAAAGGCAUAGUAAUGGAUAUGUUUGCUGCUGGAACUGAUACCUCGACUACACUCCUAGAAUGGACAAUGACAAGGUUGUUAAAGCAUCCAGAAGUAAUGAAAGAAGUCCAAAAGGAGGAAAGAGGGAUUGCGUUUGCAACAGGUAGAGAAAAUAUUAAAGAGGAUGACAUAGAACAAAUGCACUAUUUGAAAGCAGUGAUCAAGGAGAUGCUAUGCUUGCAUCCUCCAAUCCCUCUAUUGAUUCCACUUGAAUCAAUAGAAGGAGCCAAAAUAAAAAUGUAUAACAUUCUAGCAAAGACAACAGUGAUAAUCAAUGCCUGGGCAAUUGGAAGGGAUCCUGCUGUCUGCAAGAAAUAA
Telopea speciosissima is the source of this 509-nucleotide messenger RNA. RefSeq names its product cytochrome P450 736A117-like. The record is from RefSeq and is a predicted model, not a curated record. Bases 165 to 509 code for a protein of 114 amino acids. Gene Ontology annotation, molecular function: monooxygenase activity; iron ion binding; oxidoreductase activity, acting on paired donors, with incorporation or reduction of molecular oxygen. Lineage: Eukaryota; Viridiplantae; Streptophyta; Magnoliopsida; Proteales; Proteaceae. The transcript is spliced from 2 exons.